GAGCCCUCCGGUGCUGGCUGUUUCCCCCUUAAACCCGGCAGAGCAGCAUCCUUACGGGGCUGGGAAUGAAGCCCCUAUGGGUGAUGGGCACAAAGAGCCCUUGUGCUGCCCGCGCCCGCAGGGGAAUCUGCUGGGACGGGACAUUUUUCUUCCCCCUCCUCCUUUCUCUCUGCCCUUUCUUAGCUCAGAAUUUCAUGUGACUGGGGCGGACACCGCGGAUCCCUUGCAUUCACAGCAGGGUGCUCGGGCUGAAGGCACCAUCGGGGGUGUGGGGGGCAGCUUUUGGGAUGGUGCUGCCCUGAUGCCUGUCUCUCACCCAGGUGGAGGACGGGGGGAAGGCAGCACUGUCCCGGAGGCUGCAGCCCGGCGAUGAGCUGGUGAACAUCAGCGGGACCCCCCUGUACGGCUCCCGCCAGGAAGCCCUCAUCCUCAUCAAGGGCUCUUACCGCACCCUCAAGAUGAUCGUCCGCAGGAGGAGCGUGCCCGUCCUCCGGCCCCAUUCCUGGCACAUGGCCAAGCUCGCCGAAAUCCGCCCCGACGCCCCAGCCAUGCACUGCCCCCCCGAUGCCUUCAGCCUCUCCUGGCCCUCGGGUUGUGAUGUCAGCGAGCUGUCCCUGCAGUGGAACCCGCUGUCCCGGCACUGCAGCACGGACCGGAGCAGCUCCAUCGGGAGCAUGGAGAGCCUGGAUCAGCCUGGCCACGCUUACUACGAGGGCACCCCGUCACCUGUUGAGCACCACAGCAAGCGGGACUCAGCCUACAGCUCCUUCUCAGCCAGCUCCAACACCUCAGACUGCGCCUUAUCCCUGCGCCCUGAGGACGCCGCUGGCCCUGAGGGUCCCUGCAAGCCCCCAGACCCACGCUACCUGCAGACAGGUGCUGAAGGAGCGGAAACGCGGCACACCGCUCGGCACCCCGUGCCCCCGCAGCCCCCGGUGCGCAGAGACAGCCUGCGGGCGUCCCCAGCCAGCAGCACGGACAGCCGCCGCGUGUCGGUGCCCGCCGCCCCGCUGCACGCCCAGGGGAGGUGGAUCUCGGACACUUUCCUGUGCCAGCGGGACAAGGACGGCGAGGAGAGCAGCGGGAGGAUGCCGGCAACGUGUCCCCCCAGGGAGCACCUCUCCGCCGAUCAGUACUACAUGCUGAGCUCCCACCCUGACCGCUGUGCUGGGGACGGCGGGGAUCGGUCCUACCCAGAGAGCAGCACGCACCGCGUGCCGGAUGCAGGGAUGGAGACAGCGGGGGACACCGUGCUGCUGUCCCCUCUGCAAGGCCAUCGUCACAGCGCGCCCGAGCAGCUGCUGGCCUCCCAGCUCCGCGCCCUCCAUGUGAGCGCCGGCACGGCGCGCAACGCUCACUAUGCGGCGGUCAGGACCUGGCGUCCCCGCGGUCGGUGGGAGGGGCGGCGGGCAGCGCCCUCUGGUGGGCGGAGGCCGCGAAGGGCGGGCGGGGACAGGGGGCCAUAUGGGGACAUGGGGCGCGAUGGAAGGCAGCUCCCGUCUGCGGACGCCGGGGGACGGACGGAUACACCGAGCGUGCAGCGACACGCUGCCAUCCCCGGGCUGCCCGUGUGA
Meleagris gallopavo (turkey) is the source of this 1574-nucleotide messenger RNA. Lineage: Eukaryota; Metazoa; Chordata; Aves; Galliformes; Phasianidae. The record is from RefSeq and is a predicted model, not a curated record.